CUCCCCGGUUGGCCUUUUGGUCUCUCAUCUCAACCAAGCACUAUCGGGGUUCUUCCAAUGGCCUCUCGCUAAAUUCCCGUCAUUAUUCCCAAGGACAAGGUCCUUUUUUCUUUUUUCUUUUUUUUAAAAAUUGGAUAGAAAGAAGAGAGAAACAGAGAGAACCAAAAACCCAAGAGGGGAGAAACCGAGCUACACAUACUCGAGGAAGAGAGAAAUUUUAUAUAAAUUUUUUUUAAAAAAAAUACAAAGAUGGCACGUGUCGCAUUGUUAUUGGCGGUCCUAUCAGUGAUGGGGCUCAUGGCCGUGCAUGCGGAGGAUCCGUACCUGUACUUUACGUGGAACGUGACGUACGGCACGAUCUCGCCGCUCGGAGUUCCCCAACAAGUGAUCCUCAUCGACGGUCAGUUCCCGGGCCCCAACAUCAACUGCUCCAGCAACAACAACAUCGUCAUCAACCUCUUCAACUACCUCGACCAACCCUUCCUCCUCUCUUGGAACGGUAUCCAGCACAGGAAGAACUCGUGGCAGGACGGGAUGCCGGGGACCAACUGCCCGAUCCUCCCCGGCCAGAACUUCACGUACCACUGGCAGCCCAAGGACCAGAUCGGCAGCUACUUCUACUUCCCCUCCCUCGCCUUGCACAAGGCCGCCGGCGGCUUCGGCGGCCUCCGCGUCAACAGCCGCCUCCUCAUCCCCGUCCCCUUCGACCCCCCCGCCGACGACUUCACCGUCCUCGUCGGCGACUGGUACACGAAGAACCACAACGUCCUCCGCCGCCUCCUCGACUCCGGCCGCAGCAUCAACCGCCCCGCGGGCGUCCUCAUCAACGGCAAGUCCGGCGAGAAUGACAAGGAGCCGCUCUUCACCAUGGAGGCCGGCAAGACGUACCGCUACCGCAUCUGCAACGUCGGGCUGAAGACCUCCCUCAACUUCCGGAUCCAGUCCCACACGUUGAAGCUCGUGGAGAUCGACGGGUCGCACACCGUCCAGAACGUCUACGACUCGCUCGACGUGCACGUCGGGCAGUGCUACUCGGUGCUGGUGGCCGCCGACCAGCCGGUCGGGGACUACUACAUCGUCGCGUCGACGCGGUUCAUGAAGACGGUGCAGACCGCCACUGCAGUGAUCCGGUACGUCGGUUCGAGCACGCCGCCGUCCCCGGUGCUCCCCGAGGCGCCGGUCGGCUGGGCCUGGUCGCUGAACCAGUGGCGGUCCUUCCGGUGGAACCUCACCGCCAGCGCGGCCCGCCCGAACCCGCAGGGGUCCUACCACUACGGCAGCAUCAACAUCACCCGCACCAUCAAGCUCGCCAACAGCCGAUUCCCCGCCGACGGCAAGCUCCGCUUCGCCCUCAACGGCGUCUCGCACGUCGACCCAGAGACGCCGCUCAAGCUCGCCGAGUACUUCAACGCCUCCGACGCGGUGUUCAAGUACAACCUCAUCGCCGAUGAGCCCCCCACCGCCGGCGCCCCCCUGACCGUCGCCCCCAAUGUCCUCACCGCCGAGUUCCGCACGUUCAUCGAGAUCGUCUUCGAGAACCCGGAGAAGAGCAUCCAGUCCUACCACUUGGACGGUUACUCCUUCUUCCCUGUCGGGAUGGGGCCGGGGAAGUGGACGCCGGAGAGCAGGAAGGGGUACAACCUCCUCGACGCGGUGAGCAGGCACACGAUCCAGGUGUACCCGGGGUCGUGGACGGCGAUCAUGCUGACGUUCGACAACGCGGGGAUGUGGAACCUGCGGUCGGAGAUCUGGGAGAGGCACUACCUCGGCCAGCAGCUCUACAUCAGCGUCGUGUCGCCGGCGCGGUCGCUGCGUGACGAAUACAACAUGCCCGAUAACGCAUUCCGCUGCGGCGCGGUCGUCGGGCUCCCGCUCCCUCCGUUGUACGUUUGAGCGCGGCGCCGUGAGCAACCAGCGAGCCCUGCCAAGAAGAAGAAGAAGAUGAUCUUAUGUUUGGUUAAUUUUGAAGCAUGGUUGGCUGGUUGUGAUGUAACCUGGAGCUCUCUCAAUAGUAAUGGAAAACUUUAUUCAAUUGAUCUUUAUAUUUGGUUACUUUUGAA
Messenger RNA from Ananas comosus (pineapple), 2060 nucleotides. Its product is annotated as L-ascorbate oxidase homolog. Gene Ontology annotation, molecular function: oxidoreductase activity; copper ion binding. Lineage: Eukaryota; Viridiplantae; Streptophyta; Magnoliopsida; Poales; Bromeliaceae. The transcript is spliced from 5 exons. The coding region runs from base 250 to 1893 and encodes 547 amino acids. The record is from RefSeq and is a predicted model, not a curated record.